Molecule: messenger RNA, 1926 nt
Organism: Belonocnema kinseyi
Lineage: Eukaryota; Metazoa; Arthropoda; Insecta; Hymenoptera; Cynipidae
Exons: 4
Coding region: 371-1192 (273 amino acids)
Source: RefSeq, a predicted model, not a curated record
CAGAUGACAUUUGUGCGCUUUCUUAAGAAGAAAGAAGGACAUUGUCCAAUAAUCAACGAAUUAUUUAAAUUACUGAUCGAACCUUCUUUUUAAAUCUAAGAUUGAUAUUUUUCCAUCCAAAAAUGACCAAGUUAAAGGGGAUUGUGCAAUGGCAAUAUCACACCUGAUAUGUCGGAAGGUGUUUCGAGAAGGUGUGGUUGAUCCCUUAACUGAGAAAUAAUCAGCAGGAAGUGACGACAGGUAUAAUUUCAUAAAAGAAACACUUAUUUUGGUCAAAAAGACGAUUAUAUUUAACAAUAAUUUCUGAACAACGAACAGAAAAAAUAGAUGAAUAUUGAUCAAUUUAGAAGAUAUAUCUUAAAUCAUCAAUAUGGACAAGCGCCUUUCUCUCGGUAUCAACGCAAGUGUUAUUAUAAUUUUAAUAAUUUUCUGUGCACUUUUAUCUCUUCCUCUGAGACUCCUAUUUAACACUAACUACGAAGGAAAGGAUUCCAGCAAAGAAAAUAAUUCCGAGUCUUCUUUGGAGAAAGAGACAAAAAAAGAAACCGUCUUACCUCUCAAAGUUAAAGAUUUCCGCAAAAUGAAACUCUGUCCUUUUGGGUACGAAAGUUUGAUCAAAUCAACAUUUCUCACGAACUACGAUCAAAAUUGUACGAGACAACAACUAGUUAAAGAAGUACCUAAACUUCCUCUUGAAGCAGAAAAAAAGGAAACAAAAGAAGAAGCAGAAGAAAAAGAAGAAACAGAAGAAACCAUAAAAGAAAAAGAAGAAAAGCCAGUAUUUGUAGAAAAAGAGGAAAUUGGGAGAGAAAUUGUUUCUGCACCAAUUGCACCAAAGAAGGAAGAACCAAAGGCACCAGUAAAAAUUAUUAACAAAUCAAUUCCAGUGGCAGUUCACAUCCUGGGUAUAAUGCUUGUCGUUUCCGUCAUCGCGGCUUUGGUCGAAGUACUUCUGAUACGCUUCUCCAGGGACAAGGACGAGUCGACUAGCAGUGGUAGCGUCAAUUCCAGGAGAGGAUCGAUCAUCAAUUUUAUGGCCCCGAAAAAAUUUAUGCCCACACGAGAAAUGCUCAAAAGUCAGCGGUCCCUCGAUCUCCAGGCUAUGCACAAUAGAUCGACAAGCAUUCUUGGAAAUAGGAGUGUAUCAUUGCAGGGGCGAAGAGGGCAUUUGCCCCGUGGGCCACGUGCCUAGGAAAUACACAUACUACAUUUUUUGAAAAGAUAUUGCAGCACAAUCUCCUUAACCUAUCAUGGAUCUGCGGCCUCAAGGACCUCUGUAUAUAUUAAUGUCUAAUUAAAUAGUAAUUUUUUUCUUAAUUAACCUAUGAAAUUAUAUAAAGGGACAUUGGAAUAAGUAAGACAUUAGUACAUUUUAUCAAUUUUUAGUAUUAAUAAUGUUUUGCACCAGUGGGGGGAGAGGCCCACAUAUCAGAACCAUUGUGCGGUCUGUGAGACCGCACGGCCACACCUGAAGUUGAAGUCGUUUUUACCUCUUGAUAAUAAUCAAACAAUAUUUUAGAGAAAAUUUAUUUCAUAUGGAGUCGCUGAGAUUAGUACAAAAAUAUAAUAUAAUAAAAUAAAAUGCUAUAUAAAACUACAAUAAUAGUAAAGAAAGGUCUGAAAAUAUGCCCGAACAUCUAUCUGAAAAGUGUCACAGAUUGGUGAAUUUCGUCCGAAAUAUUGUCUGAUAUGAUGAUUAUCCAAUUCAUCAAAAACUUUAUUAUAGCCCUUCCACCCCUUUUUCUAUGCAAUUAUAUUUAAUAAUCUUUUCCACUGAAUGUUUUCACGUAGCGCUCGCUUUUUUCUGUUUUUGGCUAUUUUUUCACUCUAAUGAUUGAAGAAUUUGCUUAGAAAAAGAUUGUAAGAAAAGAAACAUUUUUACAGGAAAACCAUCUCUCCUUAGACGUUCGUCCUUUCCAACUCAAA